Molecule: messenger RNA, 1850 nt
Organism: Panicum hallii
Lineage: Eukaryota; Viridiplantae; Streptophyta; Magnoliopsida; Poales; Poaceae
Product: protein DECREASED SIZE EXCLUSION LIMIT 1
Exons: 14
Coding region: 360-1688 (442 amino acids)
Molecular function (GO): protein binding
Source: RefSeq, a predicted model, not a curated record
UAUUCAUUCCGGCGGCCAGGCGGAGCACGUGGAGGAGGCAGAGCGCGCCCGCGCAUCGGCCAGCGGCUGGGGCACGGCGCCUGGAGGCCGGCACGGACGCACAGCGCCUCGCCUAGAAGACCAGAACAUUGAGAUCUUUUUUUUUCUCCCGCUCCUACGCCUGAUGAACCUUCCGUUGAACUUGGACAAUAAUCAGGGAGUGUAGUGCAGGUACAGCCUGAAACUUGGACAACAUCAAGAGCUAGUAAUACGGGGAUGAACCGACUCGGCACUGGUUAGCGGGAGAGAGUACAAACGUUCUCGAACAGUCUCGUCAGCCGUCGUUCCGUUCGGUUCGAGUCCGCUUGCACAGGCGCGAGAUGGCCAGCCUCGAGCGGCCCCGCCGCCGCCCUCCGCCGGACCCCGCCGCCGUGCUCCGCGGCCACCGCGCCGCCGUCAAUGACGCCUGCUUCCAUCCCUCCCUCCCGCUCCUCUUCUCCGGCGCGGCCGACGGGGAGCUCAGGGCCUGGGACACCGCGAGCCACCGCACCGCCUCCUCAGUCUGGGCUCAUGGCGGGACGGCCGGGGUGUACUCGGUGGCUGCUGGUGCCGGACUGGGAAACAAGAUCAUCAGCCAGGGUAGGGAUGGAACUUGUAAAUGCUGGGUGAUUGAAGAAGCUGGCCUCUCACGGUAUGACUUCUUGUCCGUGCACUCUGCUAGAAGAUGGAACAAAAGUUUUGUUUGGACACAAUAUGCAGUGCCGCGGGAUGAAUUUUCUCAUCCAUUCUUUUUAACUUCUUCUAGGAGGCCCAUAUUAACAGUCAAAACAAGCACAUACCAUUUCUGUAAGAUGUCACUUGUAAAGUCUCCUUCUUUUACCCAUUCCGUGAGAUCGGGCUCAAGCUGUGAAACUAGUGAUGCAGAGCCACCAAGAGAAGCCACUGAAGAAAAUACAGAAUCUCAUGUUGUAAAUCCUACAGAAGGUCCCCAAGAGCAUGGAGAAGGCAUUACCUCUACUGGACAAAAUAUGAUGGCAAUUGCUGGUCAAGAAUCAUCCCAGGUUGAACUUUGGGACAUUACAAGUGCAAGGAAGAUAAUAAGCUUGCCACAAUCAUCAAGCGCUAAUACAAAAGAUCACCCUACUAAGCAAAAAGGACUCUGCAUGGCUGUGCAAGCUUUCAUCCCCUAUGAAUCUGCAGGCUAUGUGAAUAUUUUGUCAAGUUACGAAGAUGGAAGCACUCUCUGGUGGGAUGUACGAAAGCCUGGGUUACCUAUAUCUUCAGUGAAGUAUCAUUCAGAAUCAGCUUUAUCCAUUGCUAUCGAUGCGUCUUGCAAUGGUGGAAUCUCAGGAGGCGCUGAUGAUAAAGUAGUCAUUUUCACGCUUGAUCAUCCAAAGGGUGCAUUUACUCUUAGAAAAGAGAUAGAACUUGAGCGACCGGGUAUAGCUGGCACAACGAUUCGGCCAGACAACAAGAUCGCUGCAACCGCCGGUUGGGAUCACAGGAUUCGAGUGUAUAACUACAACAAAGGAAAUGCUCUAGCUGUGUUGAAGUAUCACAGUGAUUCGUGCAAUGCGGUGACUUUCUCAUCUGACUGCAAGCUGAUGGCUUCCUGCUCGACGGAUACCACGGUUGCAUUGUGGGAGCUCUAUCCCCCAAAACCCCAAAGCAAAUUAGACGCCGUGAAAUCGGAUGAGGUCUCCUGUUAAUUUAUUGGGACUUCAGUGCUGAAAAGUGGAUCAGUGGAUGUUACCUCUUUGUUUGUAUGAGGGAAAUAUUUGAGGGGUUUUUUUUUGCCCCGCUAAGCGCGAUGUUUCUGCCUACUGAAAUGUUCAUGCGGUGGGUGAAGUGAAAAUCUGAAGUUAUCGCAA